AUGGAGUAUCAAAUCUUGGCCGUUAAAGUUAGGUCUCUUCUUAUGCUACCAUUACUACGAUGGAAGAGGGAUCCUGCACUUGCGGCAAUGAGCGUUUGGUCACUACAAGGAGCGAUCAUUCCUAUUUUGUUCAACCUCCAUGCACAGACAAUGAUACAUGGAAGGCCACUCUUAGUUUCUAAGCAUGUUAUUUUUGUAUCUGGAAUCAUGAGCAUCUAUGCAGUAGUUGCCGCACUAUUUAAGGACAUCCCUGAUGUUGAGGGAGAUAAGAUAAAUGGAGUUAACUCGUUGGCAUUGAAAGUCGGGACUAAACCAGUAUUUUGGCUAUGUAUAGGGCUCCUUGAGAUGGCAUAUGGUAUGGCUAUAUUAAUCGGGUUGUUAUCAACCGGUUUUUGGACUCGAUCGAUGAUGGUGAUCGGUCAUAGCAUUCUUGGUUUUACACUUUGGAGAGAAGCAAACUUGGUUGAUCUGAAAAACAAUGAGGCCAUUGAAUCAUUCUACUUGUUUAUUUGGAAGAUUGUAAUAUCCACGUUGUGGCAUUUACACAUCACGAGCAUCAAUCUUUAUUGCAGUUAUAUGGUGUGGAGUAUUUGUUGGUGCCCUUUUCAAGAUUUUGAGCAUGGAGAAGCCUCAAGUGAUGUGUGUUUUAUCAUGGGGGCUACUCUGGUGGCAUUCUGUUGCUUCAUCCUUGCUUAUGCUCGACGGGAACGACGAGGGGAAGGAGGUAGGGAACCAGUGACGAUCAGAAACAGCAGCACUACCGAUGAUGGAGGCUGUUGGGUGCUUCUCUUGUUGGUAGUGGGUUGUGGGUGGCUGUUUCCGACGGCUUUUGGCAAGGGGGGUUCAGUGGGGUAUUUGGCAACAGGUUGGUGCUGGUGGAACUCAACCAAAACAGUGGGUGUGCAGUGGAUCUUGGUGAUGUUCAGUGGUCAUAAGGGUGGCGGCAGUGAGUGGUUCACGAUGCUCAAAAGCCACCGGUGGUGGUUUCAAAUCUGA
Molecule: messenger RNA, 996 nt
Organism: Lactuca virosa
Lineage: Eukaryota; Viridiplantae; Streptophyta; Magnoliopsida; Asterales; Asteraceae
Source: the annotation of a GenBank genome assembly